CAUUUGUUUGUUAAGUAGGCCUUCACUCACUCAUGUCAAACUUUAAAGUCCAUGUUCUGGGUUAUGUGUAUAUGUUGGAGGGCAUAGGUAACCUAUGCACUGGAAGACAGGGAAGUUGAAUUCGUCAUUAAUACCUGUUUUAUGUUGCCAUUUUCUGAACUGCUAGAUAAUGAUGAUGAUUCUUGCGAAAAUCCGAGUGACCGUGAACACGCCCUAAAUCCAAUAUGGCUACAGCGUCCACUCCAUGGUUACCUACUUACCUAUGAUGGUUACAAGUCUAAUGGUCAGCAUCCGUUCCACAAUCAGCGAAGGCAAAUAGUGUAGACAGACAGGGCUUUAUGGCUUGGACGGCAUAGUUGAUAUUCGCCUUGAGACGCGCAGUGCUCAUACAACUCUUCUAAAGUGUACUAGGGUGUACUUUUCUUGGGUAGUAGGCUUAUGAGUCAAGAUUUGAACUUUAUUUGGCGUUGUGGUUAGCUGACAAGCUAAUGUUAGGCGUUCAAUAGGUCAGGCUUUUUUGACUAAGAACCCAUGUGAUACUUGUUUAGGAUCGUUCCAGCUCUCCGACAUCUCUUCCACAAGGGUUGAUGAUGUCAAAGGAAGCAAAGUUCAUCGAAGUCACAGAACCUGCAAACAAGCCUACUCACUGGGUGGAGGACUUAUUUCAACCACACUUCCGUAUGGAGGAUGUGAUGAAGAACUUUGAAGAAAUCAGGAAGAAAACGUAUGUCAGUGUGAGAGACCAUUCACUACCCAAUUGCUUGCAGAGUGCAGAAGGCAAUGAUACUUAUAAAAAAGUACUACAAGAAAAACAGCAAAGAGAGGAAAAACUACUGAUGGAGAAUCUGGCUAAGAGAGUGGCUGCAGCGAGUGUGUCAGGAGCAGCCAGUUCCACCAAAAGUAAGGCCAGCAGUACAAUGCAGAUUCAAAUCAAACAACCUGAGCAAAAUGACUGCAUCUGGAACCAGCAAGAUUUGUCAACGCUGUGUGAAACAAUGAGCAAAACAGAAAAGGAUCGGCGCAGGCUGAGGAUGCAGCUGGAACGGGCACAGGCAGAGGUGCAAGUGGAGCGGCAGAAGAGGCAGCGGCUGCAAGGUCUGUUGGACGAGUGCGAGCAGCAGCUGGCCCUCUCCAGACAGGAGGCUGCGCGCUGGGCACUGCAGCUGGAGGCACAGCAGGCAGAGGGCCGGGCCAAGGACACACAGGUUCAAGCCCAAGCCACGGAGGCCAGGCAGGUGGUAGAGGAGACGGCGCGUUGGAGGACCGCUGCAAGGAAAGGGAGAGAGGAAAUGAAGGAUGCCCAGCGGAAAUGCGCCGACCUAAUGUGGGAGCUGGAGAGACUGAAGGAGCAUCACAAGGUAGAGGAAAAGAGGCUGGUGGAGGCAACUCGCCUGGAGGACAGUGUCAUCCUACAGAAGGUUACACAGGAACUAGAGGAAACUAGGGCCAAGCUGGAAGCAGAGAAAGCCAAUCAUAGCCGCAGUCAGACUGCCCUUGAACUCCUCCGCAAACACUUCACCAAACAAUCUGGAUGACAGUAAAAUGCUGAACAAUUAUUGCCAAAAGGAGUCACAGCUGUUUUCUUCCAAGAAGAAUUUCCACCAACAAGAAAAUGGUAGAUGUGGUAAAAUCAUGCCCUCAGUUUCAGGUUUUUGAAUAAGUCAUGGCGUCUAAAACAUCAAUAUCCAUUGCUCACAACCUCUGUGUCAAGCAGUCCUUAAACUGUUUAUUAAAAGUAAAUGUUAAAGAUA
Messenger RNA from Alosa sapidissima (American shad), 1751 nucleotides. It is a transcript of the gene ccdc160, whose product is annotated as coiled-coil domain containing 160. The coding region runs from base 588 to 1535 and encodes 315 amino acids. The record is from RefSeq and is a predicted model, not a curated record. The transcript has 2 exons. Lineage: Eukaryota; Metazoa; Chordata; Actinopteri; Clupeiformes; Clupeidae.